Molecule: messenger RNA, 1806 nt
Organism: Erythranthe guttata (spotted monkey flower)
Lineage: Eukaryota; Viridiplantae; Streptophyta; Magnoliopsida; Lamiales; Phrymaceae
Source: RefSeq, a predicted model, not a curated record
UUCUAUUUUUAUCUUUCUCAAAUACGAACUCGUUUGGUUAAAAAAAUUAUAUAUUUUCAACAAAUAUUGCAGCUUGAUAAAACUAUUAUCCAAAUUAGGGCACUGUAAUUUCCCUUUUUUACCCAAAAGUUUUGCGACUGAAACCCCCGUUCGAAGCUUUUCUCCACUCACUCGGCGGCGCCACCGUUUCGCCGCCCUCUCCUUCAAUCCAGUAAUCAGACAGAUAACUGAAACCCUAGACUUUUACACCGAACAAAAAUGAGUUUGUCGGCGCUAAUUUCUUUCAGCAAUCCACUCUCGCCUGCCUUCCACCGCUCCCUCGCUCUCAAAUCACCCAAUUACUCCGUCUCGGCGGCGCCGGUGGCGUGCCUCAACGUGGACGUGCGCGCACCGGUUUCCAAGCAAAACCCGUCGAUUCACGAGAAGAGGAGCUCGGAAAUAAUUGCCGACGACAACAAAUAUAUAGUGGGCUCUUACGCGAGGACGCCGGUGGUUUUGUCGAGUGGCAAAGGGUGUAAUUUGUACGAUAUCGAGGGGCGAGAGUAUCUAGACCUGACCUCUGGUAUUGCGGUGAAUGCCCUAGGCCACGGGGACCCCGAUUGGGUGCGCGCCGUCACACAGCAAGCUGAUGUGCUCACGCAUGUCAGCAACAUUUUCUACUCUGUUCCACAGGUUGAGCUAGCCAAACGUCUAGUAUCCGGCUCUUUCGCCGACCGUGUGUUCUUCUGCAAUUCCGGAACCGAGGCAAACGAAGCCGCAAUCAAGUUUUCUAGAAAGUUCCAAAGAUUCUCACACCCUGAUGAGAAAGAUCCUCCCGUGGGGUUUGUUGCCUUCAAGAAUUGCUUUCACGGUAGAACAAUGGGUGCUCUCGCGCUAACGAGCAAAGAGAAUUACAGGUCACCGUUCGAGCCCGUAAUGCCAGGUGUCACUUUCUUGGAAUACGGUAAUACUGAAGCGGCUGUGGAGUUUAUUCGUAGUGGAAAAAUCGCUGCGGUUUUUGUUGAGCCGAUUCAAGGGGAAGGUGGUGUAUAUAGUGCAACCAAGGAGUUUUUGCAGGCACUACGUACUGCAUGUGAUGACAUUGGCUGCCUUCUUGUAUUCGAUGAGGUACAAUGUGGGUUGGGCCGAACCGGCUACCUAUGGGCCCACGAAGCAUACAGAGUAUACCCCGAUAUAAUGACGGUGGCCAAGCCUCUCGCCGGAGGUCUCCCCAUCGGAGCCGUACUAGUCACCGAAAAAGUCGCCUCCUCCAUCAACUUCGGCGACCACGGCAGCACUUUCGCCGGAAACCCGCUCGUCUGCACCGCCGCAAUUGCCGUGCUUGAUAAAAUCGCGAACCCUACUUUCUUGGCCGGAGUGGGCGAAAAGGGUAAUUAUUUCAAAGAUUUAUUAGUCGAAAAAUUGGGGGGAAAUUCCCAUGUGAAGGAAAUACGAGGAUUCGGUCUCAUCAUUGGUGUGGAGCUCGAUGUGCCGGCAUCGCCGCUAGUCGAUGCGUGCCAAAAAGCGGGGCUUCUUAUUUUGACCGCGGGGAAAGGGAAUGUGGUUAGGAUUGUUCCACCGUUGAUUAUAUCCAAGGAGGAGGUGGAGCGAGCGGUUGAGAUCUUGGCCGGUUGUUUUCCGGUUCUUGAUGAUUAGUUAGUUUCUAUUAUGCUAUAAUAUAUAUUUGUGGAGGUUUGAAUUUUUAUUCUCUUUCUAAAUAUUUGGCCUUUUAAUUGGCUAAAAUUAUGUGUGUUUGGAUUUUAUUUUCCAAUGGAACUAAUGAAAGUGUUUGCUUGUUUAUAUGGUAUAAGAAGCAUCCGUUUCUAG